UCCGGCAAAGGGAGCGAUGCGCUUCGCCUGGACCUCACUUCUGCUCGGGUUGCUGCAGCUCUGCGCACCGGUGCGCUGCGCCCCGCCGGCCACUGGCCAGCAACAGCCCCCUCGCGAGCCGCCGGCAGCUCCCGGCGCCUGGCGCCAGAAGAUCCAAUGGGAGAACAACGGGCAGGUGUUCAGCCUGCUGAGCCUGGGCUCACAGUACCAGCCACAGCGGCGACGGGACCCUGGCGCCACCGCCCCAGGCGCAGCCAACGCCACCACCCCGCAGCUGCGCACGCCAAUCCUGCUGCUCCGCAACAACCGCACUGCUGCGGCGCGGGCGCGAACCGCCCUCUCGUCCGGAGCCGUCGCCGGCCGCCCCAGGCCCGCAGCCCGCCAUUGGUUCCAAGCUGGCUAUUCGACGUCUGGGGCUCGCGACGCUGGGGCCUCGAGUGCCGGUAACCAGACGGCACCUGGAGAGCUCCCAGCGCUCAGUAAUCUGCAGCCACCCAGCCGCGUGGACGUGGACGGCAUGGUGGGCGAUGACCCGUACAAUCCUUACAAGUACUCCGACGACAACCCUUAUUACAACUACUAUGACACGUACGAAAGGCCCCGGCCUGGGAGCAGGUAUCGGCCCGGAUAUGGAACAGGCUACUUCCAGUACGGUCUUCCUGAUCUGGUGCCUGACCCUUACUACAUCCAGGCAUCCACGUAUGUGCAGAAGAUGUCCAUGUACAACCUGAGAUGCGCUGCGGAGGAAAACUGCUUGGCCAGCACAGCAUACAGGGCAGAUGUCAGAGAUUAUGAUCAUAGGGUGCUGCUAAGAUUUCCCCAAAGAGUGAAAAAUCAAGGGACAUCAGAUUUCUUACCAAGCCGACCAAGAUAUUCCUGGGAAUGGCACAGCUGUCACCAACAUUACCACAGCAUGGACGAAUUCAGCCACUACGACCUGCUUGAUGCCAGCACCCAGAGGAGAGUGGCUGAAGGCCACAAAGCAAGUUUCUGUCUUGAGGACACAUCCUGUGACUACGGCUACCACAGGCGAUUUGCCUGUACUGCACACACACAGGGAUUGAGUCCUGGCUGCUAUGAUACAUAUAAUGCAGAUAUAGACUGUCAGUGGAUUGAUAUUACAGAUGUAAAACCUGGAAACUACAUUCUAAAGGUCAGUGUGAACCCCAGCUACCUGGUGCCUGAGUCAGACUAUUCCAACAAUGUCGUUCGCUGUGAAAUUCGCUACACAGGACAUCAUGCAUAUGCCUCGGGCUGCACAAUUUCACCGUAUUAGAAAGCAACUCCCAAUGGAUAAAUCAGUGCCUGAUGUUCUGAAGUGGGAAAAAAUAGAUUAACUUCAGUAGGAUUUAUGUAUUUUUGAAAGAACAGAAAACAACAAAGUAGUUUUUGUUUUGGACUAUUUUAUAACAAAGCACAUAACUGGAUCUUGAACAUUUAAAUCGGCAUAUUUUGAGAAAUUCUUGAAAUUAUUAUUCACACUACUUUGUGAUUAACAGUGUUUCAAUUCUAUAAUUGCACACUUGGCUCUUUCAAGAAAUCCAAAUUUCUUAUGCUCCUUUUGAAAUUAUAGUGCAAAA
Molecule: messenger RNA, 1580 nt
Organism: Sus scrofa (pig)
Lineage: Eukaryota; Metazoa; Chordata; Mammalia; Artiodactyla; Suidae
Gene: LOX
Product: lysyl oxidase
Biological process (GO): peptidyl-lysine oxidation; collagen fibril organization
Molecular function (GO): protein-lysine 6-oxidase activity; copper ion binding
Source: RefSeq, marked validated